Molecule: messenger RNA, 1158 nt
Organism: Capronia coronata CBS 617.96
Lineage: Eukaryota; Fungi; Ascomycota; Eurotiomycetes; Chaetothyriales; Herpotrichiellaceae
Product: aryl-alcohol dehydrogenase AAD14
Exons: 3
Coding region: 1-1158 (385 amino acids)
Source: RefSeq, a predicted model, not a curated record
AUGUCCGGUAUUUUUGCGCCUGCACCAGAGCCGCCCACUGAGUUGGGUCGGUACCGGGUUCUCUCUAGCACCGCUGGUGUGAGGGUCUCGCCACUUGUCUUUGGAGCAAUGUCUCUCGGUGAUGCUUGGGCAGAUCUCAUGGGCCCCAUGUCGAAGGAGCAAAGCUUCAAGCUUCUCGACAAGUAUUACGAAUCUGGAGGCAACUUCAUCGACACCUCCAACAAUUAUCAGGACGAGCAAUCCGAAAAGUGGAUCGGCGAAUGGAUCGCAGAGAGGAAGAAUCGAGACAACAUCGUUCUUGCAACCAAGUAUACUGAUGGUUACCGCGGCUAUGAACUCGGUAAGGGCAUCACGCUCAACUACGCCGGGAAUCAUAAAAAAGCCUUGCAUCUUUCCCUUCGAGACUCGUUGAGGAAGCUCCAGACCGAUUAUGUCGACAUCCUGUACCUUCACUAUUGGGACUACACCACGUCGAUCCAAGAAAUCGUCGACAGCCUGGAUGUCUUGGUCAAAGAACGCAAAGUUCUUUACCUGGGCAUCUCCGACACUCCCGCUUGGGUCGUCGCGAUGGCCAACACCUAUGCCCUCUCCAACGGUAAGACUCCCUUCAGCGUUUAUCAAGGGCGCUGGAACGUGAUGUUGCGUGAUUUCGAGCGUGACAUCAUUCCUAUGGCCCGCCAUUUCGGUAUGGCUUUAUGCCCCUGGGAUGCCAUUGGGGGCGGGAAAUUUCAAAGCAACAAGCAGCUGGAGCGACGCAAGGCCGCGGGCGAAGGUUUGAGGAACUUGCUUGGUGCAGGCCAGACCGAGAAAGAGGCCAAGAUCUCGGAAGCUCUGGAGAAGGUUGCCACCGAACACGGAACCGAGUCUCUCAGUUCCAUCGCUCUUGCGUAUCUCCGGCAGAAGGCGCCAGGUCAGGUUUUCCCCCUGGUCGGCGGACGCAAGAUUGAGCACCUGAUGGACAAUAUCAACUCGUUGAGCAUCACUUUGACCGACGACCAAGUCGAGUAUCUCGAAAGCGUGCAGCCCUUUGACAUGGGAUUCCCCUGUAACUUCAUCGGGCAGGACCCCAAGACGACGGGCAAGAGUCAAACGCUCCUGGCCAUGUCCGCGCCAAUGGCAUGGCCGAGUCCGAAGAAGGAGUUUGUCAACGGGAAGUAA